UUUUGCUCAUUUCUAUUCACAUAUUUGUUUGCAAAGCAAAUCUUAACGCAAAUCUUUCAAACAUGAAAGCAGUCGCACUCAUCGUUUUUGGAUUAAUCGCUUGCGCGAGCGCUGGUAUCCUCAGCCCAUAUGUGGGAUAUUCCGGCUAUUACGCGGCGCCGACAGUCGUGUCCCGCACUUACACCUCACACCCGGUUGUGUCGCGCGCUUACGCCGCUCCGUACGUGUCGUCCUAUGUCUCGCCGUAUGUCUCCUCGCCGUACGUGUCAUCGUAUGUGUCGUCACCGUAUGUCAGAAGCUAUGUGUCGGCGCCAUACGUGGCCGCACCCGUCGCUUAUAGCUCGGGCUAUUCCUACUCGCCGUACGCCGCCUAUAAUUAUCUCCUCAAGAAAUAAAUGACCACAAAAUGAAUGUUAACUUUGAUUCUCGACACGAUAUUUGACUCUUUUAUUGAUAAGCUUUAGGCUUUCAAUUUGAAAA
Messenger RNA from Medioppia subpectinata, 480 nucleotides. The record is from the annotation of a GenBank genome assembly. Lineage: Eukaryota; Metazoa; Arthropoda; Arachnida; Sarcoptiformes; Oppiidae.